Molecule: messenger RNA, 1371 nt
Organism: Python bivittatus (Burmese python)
Lineage: Eukaryota; Metazoa; Chordata; Lepidosauria; Squamata; Pythonidae
Source: RefSeq, a predicted model, not a curated record
CCUAACCCGCAGCGUCAUCUCAAUGCCAGCCUCGGACAAAGGUCAGAGCAAGCGCUGCAAACUCAUAGAUGAAGACCGACAGUUUGGUAGGAGUAGUAAGCACCAAAGACAGCGCUAUGUGACCAAAGUAGGGAAGUGCAAGGUCAACUUAGGCAACAUUCAGGAAAAGAAGAGGUUCUUAUCAGACAUUUUUACCACCGUUGUGGAUCUCAAGUAUCGCUGGUUCCUCUUCAUCUUCAGCAUGUGUUACAUUAUCACUUGGGUGGUCUUUGGCAUCAUGUAUUACCUUGAUGCCUGGAUGCGAGAUGAUGUCAACCACAUAGGUGACUUGGAGUGGAAGGCGUGCAUUGAGAACAUUGAUAACUUCAUCUCAGCCUUGCUGUUCUCUGUGGAAAGUCAACGGACAAUUGGCUACGGCUCUCGCAUUGUGACGGCCAACUGCUCAGAGGGAGUCCUCUUGCUAAUGGCCCAGUCCAUCAUUGGUUCUAUGAUAGAUGCACUCAUGGUGGGAUGCAUGUUUGUCAAGAUCUCCAGACCCAAGAAGCGUGCCCAAACCUUAAUCUUCAGCAAGAAGUGUGUGGUUUCCAACCGGGAUGAGAAGCUUUGUCUUAUGUUCCGCAUUGGAGACCUUCGGGACAGUCACAUGGUAGAUGCAAAAAUAAGAGCCAAACUCAUUAAAUCCAGGCAAACCAAGGAAGGGGAGUUCAUCCCACUGGACCAAUCAGAACUGAAUCUGGGGUAUGGCACAGGGGAGGACCGUCUCUUCCUGGUGGAGCCACAGAUAAUUUGUCACAUCAUCAAUGAGCUCAGCCCUUUCUGGGAGAUGUCUGCAGAGGCACUGAAGAGGGAACAGUUUGAAAUCAUCAUAAUCCUCGAAGGCAUUGUGGAAGCCACAGGAAUGACAUGUCAAGCCAGGACAUCAUAUGUAGAGAAUGAAAUCCUCUGGGGCCAUCGUUUCGAGCCCUGCAUGACCCUGGAAAAAGGUGCCUUCCACGUAGAUUACACCAAAUUUGAGAAGACUUUUGAAGUGCAGACAUCACUGCUGAGCGCACGAGAAAUGUAUGACCUGAAGGAGAUGGAAAAUCAGGACCAGUCAACGCUGAGCUUGUACUGGGAUCAUCUGGCCCAACCUUGCUUUUCAGCAGAACCCAACAAUGGAGCACAACGAGGGGGUUGUCCCAAUGAGGAAGGCUUCUCCAAUAUCAGAGAGGAGGAGAGGAGCAGCGAGGACCAGAACCAGGAGACCAGACUCUAAGCGUUUGGAACUAUCUCUGUAAGCUUCUGUGAAAAAACAGGGAGGAAAAGAAGCAGUUGCACGCCACCUCCUCGUAAUGUGGCUAUGUUGAAAUCCAUGGUGGAAUCAAAUGGAAA